AUGAUCCCUGCGGCAUGUUCUGCUCAAGUUCGGAAGCCCAAGCUUGGGGGCGCCUUCUGUGAGCAGGCAAAGCCUUGCACAGAAGCAAUGUCGGUUGACCUUCAGGUCAUCGGCAAUGAGUAUCCAGUCACAUCGCCGACCUUCGGACCGUCGGGUGACCUCUUCGCGGUGUCCACCUCCGGCGACAUCUUUCGCUACUCGACUCCCGAAGGCUACGACGGCGAGUUUCAGAUGGAGGCUUGGGGAAAUUCCUCGGGGCAGCCGAUGGGCAUCGACUUUGACAGCCAGGGCGUGGCUUUCGUGUGCGAUGCGGCGCACCAAGCCAUCUUUCGGAUCCUGCGUGUGGAGAGAGAAGGUGGCACCUUCGCCCACCAAAUUGAUCCCUAUGUCAAGGAGUACGAGCAGUCUCAGUUCCUGGGGCCCAACUCUCUCUGCCUGUCACGACAGACAGGGAUGCUGUACUUCACCGACAGCGGGCCCUUUGGUGAGACCUCCUUGCAGAACCCUCGGGGCUCUGUCUUUGCAAUCAGCCCUUCAACGCAGCUGUUGAUUCCGCUGUGCCUCAACACCCUUGCGCAUCCCUGCGGCGUAGCAUUGUCGCCGGAUGAGAAAAACAUCUAUGUGGCAGAGAUGGCCAUGAACCGCAUUCUCCGGUUCACACAGCAUCCGCCGCAGGUCUUCCAUUGCAGCGUCUUCGCCCAGCUCUCCGGACGCUUCGGCCCCACAGCCUUGGCGGUCAGUGCUGCGGGUGACGUUUAUGUUGCCCACUUUGACUUUGCUGACAACGCGGAGACGGGUCGCGUGGUUGUCCUGAAUCCAGAAGGGGAGGUCACUGCCGCCAUAAGCGUACCAGGGCCCGAGAUUACGGGACUCUGCAUCUCUCCUGAUCAGAGGCACCUCGUUGUUACGGAGCGAUCAACGACUUCUCUGUACAGAACUGGCACCCACGCAGAAAAUAUGUGGACAAAGAAACCGUACAUCAACACCGCAUCGGACAAUGUGCAACGUGCCCACGGAAAAUUCGGAUCCGCUGCUGGCAAGAUGCCAAGCCUGGAGACAGAUUGGCUUGCAGCAGAGUUCGGUCCAAGCUCGAACGGCGAAACGACGUACGGCAAUGACAUGGGGCGCGAGGGCUUCAUUGCCUCGUUGGAUGGAUGCGCAGUUCUGGCCUUUGAAAUGGGUACCAGCAAUGAGGAGGUGCGCAAGGCGCAAUCCGCCUUGCGGCAGAUCCUCAUGAAAGUCAGAGUCGCAGACGUUUGCACAUUUUUGGCUCCUUUCGGCUCUCUAGACGGUGCCGGGUGCCGGGCGCACACCUUUUCCGAGAUGUACAGCCUCGAGCCCCUCGAAGGCGGACUGCAUUUGGGCCCCCCUCCCGGUCUGGAGAAGGUCGAAGGGCUCGUCAUGAGCCAGGGCAAGGAGGAUGGGAUGGAAUCUGCCAGCACACGAAGCCCCACGGAGGUCUCCAUGCCCGCAUCUCCGUCCUCACAAUCUCCGUGUGUGUUGGAGUUACAGGCUAUGCUGGAGGACCCAAUGCCUUUUCCUUCGAUUGGGUCUGCCAAGCACUACAUAGGUCUAUGCAAGCCUUGCGACUUCAGCUGCCGUUCUUCAUGCCGCUUCGGAUAUGAGUGUACUUUUUGUCAUAUCUGUGGCCCGGCACAAAGCCGCCAGUGGAAGAAGCAGAAGAAGAGCUUCUGGAAGCAGGUCCGCGCGGCGGAAGCGGAAGCCUCCCGCCUGCAAACCACGAGGGCUGUAACAGCCGACUGGUCGAGCAAAGCGUCUUCAAAGCAGACGGCUGGAGUGACGCUGAGCUUGCAGGCUGCACUCGAAUUCAAAUGA
This is a messenger RNA of Symbiodinium necroappetens, 1836 nucleotides long. The record is from the annotation of a GenBank genome assembly. Lineage: Eukaryota; Dinophyceae; Suessiales; Symbiodiniaceae.